CAAUAAAAUAAUUUCCAAAUUUCCACCGUCUCUCUUCUCACUUUCUGCGACAGCUCACCUUUUCGUUUCCUCUUUGAUCUUCCCCCAAAUCGCACUGCCCGCUGAAGCAUAUUUUUUAGUUGCCGUUUACUACUUCCAAAAAUUUAAAACUACGCAGUAGAUAUACUGGAUCACAGAUUGCACUGUGUAGAUAUAUACAUAUACAGAUGGCCGGUGGGUAUGUUAGAUCAGACGAUGAUUACGAUUACCUGUGCAAGGUAGUGCUGAUAGGCGACUCCGGCGUCGGAAAGUCAAAUCUGCUGUCCCGAUUUACUCGGAACGAGUUCAACCUCGAGUCAAAGUCCACCAUUGGUGUCGAGUUCGCCACUCGCAGCAUCCGUGUUGACGACAAGGUCGUCAAGGCUCAGAUUUGGGACACCGCCGGCCAAGAAAGAUACCGUGCCAUUACAAGUGCAUACUAUCGAGGGGCUGUAGGGGCUUUGCUUGUAUAUGAUGUUACCCGUCACGUGACAUUUGAAAAUGUGGCUAGAUGGUUAAAAGAGCUUAGAGACCACACUGACCAGAAUAUUGUCAUAAUGCUGGUGGGAAAUAAGGCUGACCUACGUCACCUACGAGCUGUUUCUACGGAGGAUGCAAAGGCCUUUGCAGAAAGAGAGAAGACCUACUUUAUGGAAACAUCAGCUCUCGAGUCAUUGAAUGUCGAGAAUGCCUUCACAGAAGUAUUAACUCAGAUAUAUCAUGUGAUUAGUCGGAAAGCACUUGAGGUUGGGGAUGAUCCGGCAGCCCCACCAAAGGGGCAAUCUAUAGACGUUGGCAAGAGUGACGUUUCUGCUCUUAAGAAUGUCAAUUGCUGCUCUGUUUGAGAUUCCCACUUUAGCAUUCCCGUUUUGUUUUUAAUUUUAUUCUGCCUGUCAAAUGUAGUGUUUCAAUUCAUGGUGAAUUUGCUGUCAUAGUCUCAACCCUUUCCCUGAUCUCAUUUUCAUAGUCUCCACUUAAGCAUUUCAUGUGUGUAUUGUUUCAUCAUUUGUAUAUCGCUCCUUUCCAGCCUUUUAGCUGAUUAAAGAAGUUAUGACUUGAGGAUAGCUUAAACAUUUUGUUGUACUUUGUGCUUGAUAACAAAUUCUUUGUGAAUGUAUAUUAAAUGUCAUUACUCAA
Cuscuta epithymum is the source of this 1155-nucleotide messenger RNA. The record is from the annotation of a GenBank genome assembly. Lineage: Eukaryota; Viridiplantae; Streptophyta; Magnoliopsida; Solanales; Convolvulaceae.